AUACGAUCGUUGGGAUACUGUCCUCGGCAUCGAUCGACACUCCUUCCCCUGCGGUUUCUGAUUUAAUAGCGAAAAUGAAUAAUGCCAUACCAGCCCUGAAUGACUUAAUGGCAUAUUGCGAAGUUAAUAUAGCAGGUUUUAGGAAAAUUACGAAGAAGUACUAUAAGAAGACGGCUGACACCACUCGGCAGUUCCCUGGAUUUCGGAACGCCAUCAUAAAUUCAAAACUGCAACAUGCUUAUGUAACGUGCUGUAGAAUGCGGGACUCCGCGACCCGAGCGUUCCCGAGUCGCCCCGUGACAGCCGUGGACCCUGUUGGGGAUGAGAUUCUCGCUGCGUUACCUUUGCUCAGUGAGAACGCUCUUCUAGUGUAUUUAGAAUCUACUACAUCGCAAUCACGAGCGCUAGGUCGCUCACGGAGUAGUUCAGCAGGGGCGCUCA
Molecule: messenger RNA, 441 nt
Organism: Perkinsus marinus ATCC 50983
Lineage: Eukaryota; Perkinsozoa; Perkinsida; Perkinsidae
Exons: 4
Source: RefSeq, a predicted model, not a curated record